This is a messenger RNA of Pygocentrus nattereri (red-bellied piranha), 3335 nucleotides long. RefSeq names its product solute carrier family 17 member 7b (gene slc17a7b). The record is from RefSeq and is a predicted model, not a curated record. Gene Ontology annotation, biological process: regulation of synapse structure or activity; neurotransmitter loading into synaptic vesicle; transmembrane transport. The transcript has 13 exons. NCBI's taxonomy places the organism in Eukaryota, Metazoa, Chordata, Actinopteri, Characiformes, Serrasalmidae. Bases 92 to 1840 code for a protein of 582 amino acids. Gene Ontology annotation, molecular function: L-glutamate transmembrane transporter activity; neurotransmitter transmembrane transporter activity. Gene Ontology annotation, cellular component: synaptic vesicle membrane; excitatory synapse.
UGAGUGUGUGUGUGUGCCCUGGGGCUGCAGCCGUAUCCGGGAGCAGUGUCAGGCUGGUGAGCGCGCAGCGUCAGGGCUCCAGGCAGAGAGGAUGGAGGUGCGGCCGGAGCGGGCGAAGGUAGCGGCGGCUAAAGCGCUCAGGAGACUGCACGGAAUCAUAGAGAAGCGUCAGGAGAAUGGGGAGACGAUCGAGCUGUCAGCAGAGGGACGUCCCGAGUUGGUGGAGGAGAAGGAGCUCCCGGUGGUGGACUGCACCUGUUUUGGUCUGCCUCGCCGCUACAUCAUCGCCAUCCUCUCAGGCUUGGGCUUCUGUAUCUCCUUUGGCAUCCGCUGCAACCUGGGAGUGGCCGUGGUCAGCAUGGUCAACAACCAUACCAUCUACAGAGGAGGGAAACCCAUCAAUGUGAGAGCUCAGUUUCAGUGGGAUCCAGAGACAGUAGGAAUGAUUCAUGGAUCCUUUUUUUGGGGUUACAUCGUCACUCAGAUUCCUGGAGGAUUCAUCUGUCAGAAAUUUGCUGCCAACAGGGUGUUUGGGUUUGCGAUCGUUGCUACAUCAACGUUAAACAUGUUGAUCCCGUCCGCAGCACGUAUUCACUACCUGUGUGUGAUCAUAGUGAGAGUGCUACAGGGACUGGUGGAGGGUGUGUCUUACCCAGCAUGCCAUGGGAUCUGGGCCAAAUGGGCUCCGCCACUGGAGAGAAGCCGAUUGGCUACAACAGCGUUCUGUGGCUCGUAUGCUGGAGCUGUGAUUGCCAUGCCAUUAGCAGGAGUGUUAGUGCAGUACUCCGGCUGGUCCUCAGUCUUUUACGUAUAUGGUAGCUUUGGGAUCUGCUGGUAUAUGUUCUGGAUUCUGGUCUCCUAUGAGAGUCCGGCUGCUCACCCCACCAUCACGCCUGAGGAGAGGAAAUACAUUGAAGAGGCCAUUGGAGAGUCCGCUGGUCUCCUCAACCCACUCACGAAAUUCAACACUCCCUGGAGGAAGUUCUUCACCUCCAUGCCCGUGUAUGCCAUCAUUGUGGCAAACUUCUGCCGGAGCUGGACCUUCUAUCUGCUGCUCAUCAGCCAGCCAGCGUACUUUGAGGAAGUGUUCGGCUUUGAGAUUAGCAAGGUGGGUAUCCUCUCAGCUCUCCCCCACCUGGUGAUGACCAUCGUGGUGCCUAUUGGAGGUCAGCUGGCUGACUAUCUGCGCUCUAACAACAUCAUGAGCACCACCAAUGUCCGCAAGCUCAUGAACUGUGGUGGAUUUGGGCUGGAGGCUACGUUCCUGCUGGUGGUUGGCUUUUCUCAUACUAAGGGCGUGGCCAUCUCUUUCCUCGUACUGGCUGUGGGAUUCAGUGGCUUUGCUAUCUCAGGGUUUAACGUGAAUCAUUUAGAUAUUGCUCCUCGGUAUGCCAGCAUCCUGAUGGGUAUCUCUAAUGGAGUGGGAACUCUGUCAGGGAUGGUGUGCCCAUUGAUUGUGGGUGCCAUGACUAAACAUAAGACUCGAGAGGAGUGGCAGUAUGUGUUUCUCAUUGCUUCCUUGGUUCAUUAUGGCGGUGUUAUCUUCUAUGGUAUUUUCGCAUCUGGAGAGAAGCAGGCGUGGGCGGAGCCAGAGAACACCAGUGAGGAGAAGUGUGGAAUUCUGGGAGAGGACGAGCUAGCGGAUGAAACGGAAGAGCUCUACCGGACUGGGGGUGGUGGCUAUGGAGCCACCAGCCAAGCAGGCGACCCCAAUGGGGCAGGGACUGGAGGGGGUGGGGGUAAAUGGGUCUCUGACUGGGACAAGACAGAAGAGUACAUCCAGCCAGCCGGGACGAACAGCUACUUGUACGGAGGAGAGGAGGAGAGAGAGCUUACGUAGACAUUAAGAAAGAGAGAGAGAGAGAGAGAGAGAGAGAGAGGGGUGUAAAUCUCUGACCUCACAGAAAUUUGAUUACGAUUUUUUAGGAAACUAUUCACUGCAUCAGUCUCAAAUUACACCACAAUUCGAUUAGGUUAAUUUGAUGAUUUAGAGUGAUUUUAAAAGAAUCACGUUAUGUGCAAAUGUAACUGAAGGAACCAUUUACACGGUAGUGACAUGCAGAUAAUACCAAUGAUACACCAAGUCUUUUAUUGUUUUGGGUCUUUCCUUUUGAAAGUAGCCACGGAACUUUACUUUGGCUGAAAAAACACAAGCAGUAUAGCAACGGGAGUAAAAGGUAAAGCGAAGAAACCCCAUUUACUGUGGCUGCUUUUAAAAAGGGUUUCUUCGCUUUUCCUUUUUUAUAAAGCGUUUAUUUACUUAUUCUGCCAGUCGUUUUAUGAUGGUUCCCAACUCUAAAGUGAAUACGGGAGUGAUAGCACGAGUUUAAGCUUAAACUUUGUCCAGUAAAAGUCAUAUAUCUUUAAUUUGGCCACAAAUCUGUAAUUCAUCUAGUGACGAAGAACAGAAUUGCCAAUGUCACAUGAGCAUUACCGUCUGAUGCCACUUAGCCUGAUGCCUUUUUCUCUAAGGCCGUUUGUCCUGAUGUCCAGUUGUGCGAGAGCUGAGACUGAUGGUGUUUUUCCCAGAGAGCUGGAGCCGUUUGGUCUAAUGUCUGAAAAGCGAUGCUGUGGUCUGAGGAUGCCCUAAAACGUACACCAUAAAACACAUAUUUUGGUAGAGUUUUUACUGUCAGGCUGCUGAAUAACCAUCACUGGAAACAGGCCUUGAAUAUUAUUACAAAUCAACACAAUUGUAACAUUGCUAGAACGAUGCAGUUGAACCACCACCUUCAGACUGAUGCAUUUUUACACCCCUAGAGAGACAGGAAGGUGAAAUCUGAUUCAAGAUCGAAGAACCGUGGGGUUCGUGAAACUCGAACCGCAGUGAAGCGUCUACCAGGGCUGUGGCAGUGCAAUGAUGUGUGUUUUUGUGUGUUUGUAAACUGACUGUAUGUCUUACCAGAGCUCUGUGCAGUCACUGUACUGCAGUUAGGCACUCUUGUAGAACAUUAGGAACCUUUUCUAAUUCACCAGCCACAUCACCCCUGCCUCCAAAAGUCUUUUCCCCAUGCUUUUCCCAAUGGCUUCACACGAGCUCACGUGGGAGAGCAGCAGUGCAUGUGUCUUCUUCUGAGAAGUAACCCACAAAAACAAUAUUGUGCCAAUAUUGUAUGAGAUGAGUUUAACACUGUUCCCCGUUUCAAUCUCCAAAACAUAUAUUAGUCCACUUUCUGUGGAGGCUCAUUCAUUCAGACAUUAAAACAACACAGUCUUAGAGACGCGGUGUCAUCUUAGUGAUCACAGUCGUAUACUCACUGUAGCACACUUAGAGGUGGAUGAAGAAGUCACGCUAGUUUUGCUUUGGCUAAAAAUCAGGAGCUGCAUUACAGAAA